AUGGCCCUGCUGUGUGUGUGUGUGUGCAUGUGUGUGUGUGUGUGUCGGUUUGUGUGAGCCUGCAACCAGAGGGAUCAGACGCAGUGUCCAGAUCUCAGGGUUAAAAUUCAUUCCCAGCAGACCUUGAGAAAGCCACUGUUUCAAAGUGGCCUCUCUCUCAGUUAAAACACUUCUGCUGCCAGGAAAAUACAGAACUCCACCUUCUAUAUAGGCUGCAGCUGAAGAGGACUAGGGAAGAAGAAGGUGUCUUAGUGUGUGUGUUAUGGAAAGUGCAACUUUAUUUUCUUUUACAUAUAUGGUUUACAAUUGGUUGUUACUCAACUUACACAGGUCUUGUAUAAUUUUGAAAUGGAACAUGAAGCAGUCACUCAUCACCUACACUUUAUGAGCUUGAAGAGUAAGGUUAGCAUGGGAGAGAUGCAGAGACUUUACAUUAUUACAGCAUAGACAGAUCCAGAAGGCCAAGGCUGUGAGCUGUGGGACUGGGAUAGUGAGCUGUGGGACUGGGAUAGUGAGCUGUGGAACUGGGAUAGUGAGCUGUGGAACUGGGAUAGUGAGCUAUGGGACUGGGAUAGUGAGCUGUGGGACUGGGAUAGUCAGCUGUGGAACUGGGAUAGUGAGCUGUGGGACUGGGAUAGUGUGCUGUGGAACUGGGAUAGUGAGCUGUGGAACUGGGAUAGUGAGCUGUGGGACUGGGAUAGUGAGCUGUGGAACUGGGAUAGUGAGCUGUGGGACUGGGAUAGUGAGCUGUGGGACUGGGAUAGUGAGCUAUGGGACUGGGAUAGUGAGCUGUGGAACUGGGAUAGUGAGCUGUGGGACUGGGAUAGUGAGCUGUGGAACUGGGAUAGUGAGCUGUGGAACUGGGAUAGUGAGCUAUGGGACUGGGAUAGUGAGCUGUGGGACUGGGAUAGUCAGCUGUGGAACUGGGAUAGUCAGCUGUGGAACUGGGAUAGUGAGCUGUGGGACUGGGAUAGUGAGCUGUGGAACUGGGAUAGUCAGCUGUGGAACUGGGAUAGUCAGCUGUGGAACUGGGAUAGUGAGCUGUGGGACUGGGAUAGUGAGCUGUGGAACUGGGAUAGUGAGCUGUGGGACUGGGAUAGUGAGCUGUGGGACUGGGAUAGUGAGCUGUGGGACUAG
Molecule: messenger RNA, 1137 nt
Organism: Coregonus sp. 'balchen'
Lineage: Eukaryota; Metazoa; Chordata; Actinopteri; Salmoniformes; Salmonidae
Source: the annotation of a GenBank genome assembly